CAUCCAGUACUUGAACCGUAAGUGAAUUUCUUGAUUUUCUUGCAGGGAAGCAUCUCUCAGCUUUUCUUCAGCUUCAAAGAGAACAUGGCAGUUUUUGCAGUCCUUCUGCUGGCUACUCAGCUGCUGAUGUGCAAAGCAUUCCCAUCAACCCAGUUCCGAAUAGUCGGCUGCGAUGACCCAGAAGUUGAGCAGGCAGCUGCCAUAGCUGUUGACUACAUGAAUGCAAAUCAAAAGCAGGGAUAUAAAUUUGCUCUCAACAGAAUUGAUGAUGUGAAAGUAUUCGCUGCGGGAAAUUUUGGUGAGAUGUUUGAAGUGGAUCUUGAUUUAUUGGAAACAAGAUGCCAUGUCAGCAACCCAACGCCGCUUCAAAACUGCCCUGUCCGACAAAUGGUUGAACAUCCUGUCGAAAGUGACUGUGAGGUGCAUAUGUCAAAAGCAAAUGGUGCUUUCCAGGUGAUGAAUCACAUCUGCAAAACAGUUGCAGAAUCUGCUGAGGAUGUAACAGAUGUCUGCCCCGGCUGUGCCCUUCUUGCCCCACUGAAUGAGAGCAGUGUAGUGCAGGCUGUUGAUGCUGCUCUCCUGAAAUUCAAUCAAGUUGGAAAUCAAGCACACUUAUUCAAACUUGCUGAGGUUGGAAGAGCUAAAAUCCAGAACUUCCCAGCCAAAUCAGUUAUUUUGGAACUGGCCAUUGUGGAAACUAAUUGCCCUGCAAACACACCUAACUCUGUUAUCGCUGACUGUGCUGAACUGACUGCUAUCCCUGCUCACCGUGGAUUCUGCAAUUCAGUUGUUUCUGGAGACUCAGUUGAUAUUCAGUGUGAGAUCUAUAAUGCCCAGUCUGCAGCUAUUGCUCUCACAGAAAAUAAAGACACACCAGUAGCUGUUGCUGUUCAGACUGAGACCCCAGCUGUCCAAGACCCUGCUGUCCCAGUGCAAAAAUCUGAUGCUACGCAACAACAACAGGCUUCAGUCGAUGCUCCAGCAGAUGUCAUUCAUAAGCAAGUAAAAAGAACCUUGGUUGCUCCUGAGGCUGCACCAGGUGGUGUCCCCACACUGCCUCGGUGCCCAGGCAGAAUCCGUUUCUUUUAAGCAGCAAUGAUAUUGUUAGAGUUUAAGUUAUAAUACUCUGUUCAAGUAACAGAUUGUGAGAGUAGUAAAACCAUUUUCAGAAUGCACUUGUAUGAGGAUAUAAGCUGGUAAAAUGGAAAAUAGUGUCCUAUGUCCCCUAUGACACUCACAGCCAGUACUUGUAAUGUUUAGGUGUUACUGGCCAUUGCAAAAAAAUUGUGAAAGUCCCAUGUGAAACUAGAAGGCUAAUAUUGGUGUACUGUAUGGAACAACAUACUAACAGUAGACACUACUUAAUAAAUAAUGAUUUCUAAAUGAA
This is a messenger RNA of Protopterus annectens (West African lungfish), 1387 nucleotides long. RefSeq names its product alpha 2-HS glycoprotein (gene AHSG). Gene Ontology annotation, biological process: negative regulation of endopeptidase activity. The record is from RefSeq and is a predicted model, not a curated record. Gene Ontology annotation, molecular function: cysteine-type endopeptidase inhibitor activity. The coding region runs from base 85 to 1089 and encodes 334 amino acids. The transcript has 7 exons. Lineage: Eukaryota; Metazoa; Chordata; Ceratodontiformes; Protopteridae. Gene Ontology annotation, cellular component: extracellular matrix; blood microparticle; extracellular region.